AUGGGCAACACUGCGAGUGAUUCAUUAAAUCACAGUUUUAAACGUCUUCGUUUAUCGCAUACAGAGGAAUUGGCGUUACCAUCACCAUCUCGUGCAUCACCAAGAAGAAAAACGGCUUGCACUUACAAAACAAAUGCAACUCAGGCAAACGAUUCUUCUCACGAACACAAUGUGCAGGAACAGCUCCCCGCUGUUUUCAACAAAAGCAUUAACGCUGCGCAUACUUUAUCAUCAGAUUUUACUUCGGAAAGAAGCGGCUUACCUGGCAAGAGCUGUUAUCCUAUGGAUUCACUAUCUGACGAUGAAAUCAUAUCUCUGUUGAAAUCAUGUGCAAUACGUACUAUUCUACGCGACAUCGAUGAAAAGUCGUCCGAGGUAGACAAGGACAAACGUUGCGCAAUGCAAAACUGA
Messenger RNA from Adineta ricciae, 411 nucleotides. Lineage: Eukaryota; Metazoa; Rotifera; Eurotatoria; Adinetida; Adinetidae. The record is from the annotation of a GenBank genome assembly.